This is a messenger RNA of Helobdella robusta, 2193 nucleotides long. RefSeq lists its product as hypothetical. Gene Ontology annotation, cellular component: centriole. Gene Ontology annotation, biological process: cilium assembly; clustering of voltage-gated sodium channels. The record is from RefSeq and is a predicted model, not a curated record. The coding region runs from base 76 to 1953 and encodes 625 amino acids. The transcript has 15 exons. NCBI's taxonomy places the organism in Eukaryota, Metazoa, Annelida, Clitellata, Rhynchobdellida, Glossiphoniidae.
AAACCUGAUCUCGACAAAUUGCCUCUAUUUGCCGACAGAAAGAUAGUGUCUCCUUUGGUGAAAGACUACGACGCAAUGAUUGAGGAGCUGCUGAAGGAGAAGAAAAAUUGCAAAAUUGAGAUAGACAGAUUGAAAAUAGCCCUGGAUAAAUUGACCAAUGAAAAUCAGAGUUUAAAGGGUGAACUUAAUUCCAAACAUCGAGAAUACAAAGAUGACGACGACGCUGAUGAUGACGACGACGACGACGAUGAUGAUGACGGUGGUGAUGAUGAUAGUAGCAGUAAAAUCGUCCCCACGGGCAGGGUGGACAGGGGGGCGGACAGAGGAGUGACCAGGGAGUCGGCGGGAGUUGAUUGGCAGAGAGCUCUCGACCAAAUAAGCCAGAUGGAGCUGAAACUAAAAGAACAAAGCGACACGUCUGGGGUGCGACUAAGAGCCGCAGAAGCCGAGUUGGCGGCCGCCAACAGGCAGAUUAGUGAUUUGAGAAAACUCCUCGCUGAUACCCAAGUAAACGGUGACGCAAUGAUUGAUCAGCUGCUGUCGGCGCCGCCAUCGGGAUUUUCCGCUGCAGCCAUAAAUAGCACCACCAAUAAUAACGUGGAUUUUGAAAUUAAUGAUAUGCAAAAAGAUCAGCUGACGUUUAUGCUAAUUAGCUAUAAAACGAGAACCGAAGGAAUAAUAAAAAGAUUGCAAGAAGACAAAAAGCUGUUGCAGCAACAACUGCAACAGUUGCGCAACAACAUCGAGCAACAGCAACGCAACAACAACGACAACAUCCAACAAAUGCUGAGCAACAAACAAUUAGUCGAAGACGCUUUACUAGAAAGAGAUAAGUGCCUUAUCCGCGAGGCACAUUUGAAAAGUGAACUGACCAGACUCCAAAAUGUCCUUGACACGCAAUCACGUGAUGUCACUCUGGUGAAAAAGAACGAGAUAUCCACCUUAACAUCGCAACACGAACUUCAAAUCGAGAAACUGAACGAUAAAAUAACCGACUUGGAAGGAGAAAUAGCCAACCUGAAGAACAGCAACUGCACACUGGAGCGCGAGAGAUCUCGUCUGCAGGAAGAGUUGGCGGCCAUCUUGAAAAACAUGGUGGACGAAGAGGGGGCCAGGAGGACCAGUAGUGAAGACUUAGUGCUGAAGUUAGGCAGCCUCGAAAGAGUCAGGGAUGAGAUGGGGAUGAAGAUGGGGAUGAUGGCCGACAAGAUGGAGGCUUCUGAGAAGGAACACCAGCGAACGGUUCGGGGGCUGGAGGAGGAGUUGAAUCAGGUCAAGGCGAGGUUGCAAAGAACUUUAAAUGACCUUGACCUCGUUAUAAUUGAGAGAACGAAGCUGGUGGAUGAGUGCAAGGGAUUGAGAGAAGAGAGAGAUAGAAUGAAGGAUGAAAAAGAAAGUGCGUUGAGGAGGUUAUCAAGACAGAUCCUAAUCCUACAGCAAACUAUGAAAACCAAAGACAUCGAAUAUGCGAGCAAGAUGGCCGCCAUGGAGGAUGAACACCGGAAGAUGAUGCUGGAGCUGAACAGUCACGUGUCAACCAAUCAGAGGAUAUCAAUCAAAUUAAAAGAAGAGACCGACUCGAUAAUUAAGAGAUUGGAAUCGUCGGUAUCGAAGCUGAAGAGUGAAUUAACAGUGGAGAGAAAGAGAAAGAUGGAGCUGAUGAAACUUCUAAGAGAUAGCAGAGAUAAAAACAUUGAGACAGAAUCCAAGAUGGCGUCCUUCAGCAGGCACGUCAGGGAGCUAGAAUUCAAAAUGGCCGAAAACUCUCCACGCCACCACCACAAUCAUCAUCAGCACCUCCAUCAUAAUCAUCAUCCUCACCAUCGUUAUCACGACUGCCAGCUCUUUAAGGAUAGACUGAAUGUAAUGAGUGACGUCGCGAAUGAAGGAAUGAAAAGAAGGAACGAUGACGAUGAUGAUGUUGUUGCCAAUGAAAGCAAACUGUAUGAUUAAAUAUAAUGAAUUAUGAUGAUGACGACGAUGAAUAUGUAUGAUGUGACGAUGAUGAUAAUGAUGACGAUUUAUAAUACUGUAAUUAUAAUAUUAUAUCAUAAUAAAAUAUGAUAAUGAUGUUAAUGAGACAGUGACGACGGCGACGAUAGUGAUAAUGGUGAUGCUAAUUAACAUAAUUAAAUUAAUCAAUCCUCGUUUAUAGUCUCCAUCCGUUAUGGGUCGGACUAAUUAAAUUAAAUU